Molecule: messenger RNA, 1016 nt
Organism: Cololabis saira (Pacific saury)
Lineage: Eukaryota; Metazoa; Chordata; Actinopteri; Beloniformes; Belonidae
Product: T-cell surface glycoprotein CD3 epsilon chain-like
Exons: 5
Coding region: 186-722 (178 amino acids)
Biological process (GO): cell surface receptor signaling pathway; positive thymic T cell selection
Cellular component (GO): external side of plasma membrane; alpha-beta T cell receptor complex
Molecular function (GO): transmembrane signaling receptor activity
Source: RefSeq, a predicted model, not a curated record
GUAUGAGUGUGCAUUAGAGACAAAGAGAGAGUCAGAGAAACGACAACCAGGUCUGCUUCAACUCUUUCGGUUGAAUAAGCAGGCAUCUUCUUGUGAUUUAUUUCUUCUGGAGACUUUUACAUAUUUGAACCCCACAACAGAAAGAUCUGGACACAGCAAACACAGGAGAGGGUUGGGUGUAGAAGAUGCAUAGCUUGGGGGUUCAGGCCGCGCUUGUCGCCCUUCUCAUGUCCGCAGUCAUCGUGAAAGCUGAAGAAGGAGGUGUAGAGUUUUGGAGAGAAACGGUCACGCUGAUCUGUCCAGAGGAGGGAAACUGGUACGACAACAACAAUAAAGUGUUUAAUGGUACAAGAACAUAUACAUUCAAGUUUGAGCGGCAAAGCCAGAUGUACUGUGAAUACGAUGGCCCAAUCAGGAGGAUGAAAUAUUCCUUCUAUGUGAAAGGAAGGACCUGUGAGAACUGCUUUGAGUUGGAUGCUUUUAUAAUGGGAACUGCCAUCGUUGUGGAUUUGAUGGUAACAGUAGCUGUGAUGACGAUGGUCUACAGAUGCACCAAGAAGAAGGGCUCAGAUCGACCCACUCAGACCUCCAAACGUCCUCCAGCACCUGCUCGACCAGGAGACCGCGGCACCACGACCACGUCUGGAGAAGGUGGAUAUGAGCCGCUCAACCCUCACACGCGUUCCCAGGAUCCCUACUCCACAGUCAACCGGAUGGGAUAGAGCCAGGUCGUCUUGAUGCGCCACAUCGUUGGCCGAACGCCGCGGCGGUGAGGACGAGUGUUCACCAGAGACAUACAAGAACAUCAGCCGUCGUCCCUCCAAUGCAAACAUGCAAACUAUGGUCAUGUGUUUUGGAUUUGACCCAUCACCUGACUCAAAUUAAACCUGCAUCCCAUUUACUGCUGGCACUAAUGUUGGCCGCUGGUUAUGGAGCAUUUAGGGGACUAUUGCAUAUUACUUCUGCAUGUUACUGUCCUUCAGCUAAGACUUUAAAACAAGCUAUCACCUUUUUUU